ACGUUGAAUACGGGCAUCCAGUCGUCUAUAGAGUUGGGUUCCGCGGUAAAGGGGGAUACAAUGGUAAGGCCGUUAGCGGCUUGAAACACUCGGUGGGUGACUGUUUCGUUUGCCGACUUGCCGUAUUUGUGUUUAGUGCGACUCGAGCCCGUUGUAUUGACCGCGUGUGUUAUUUCGCGUCCUUUUUCCAAGUUCGGCGAGAAUAGAAUCUCACUUUAAUGAAUUUACUAGUUUUUUUUCUCGAUUGCAUUUUGCGCGAUUAAUAAUUAACCGAUUCAUUUUGCGCGUGUGUAUUUUGUGAAUUAAUAUCGUGUCUUAUGUUUUUGUUUUUUUUUCUGUAUUACCUACCGGUGUCCGUUUGUUAUCGUUUUCCAACGAAAACGUAAGUACGUGAAGUAAAUUUUUCACCGCGUACAUUUUUCGCGUGUUACGAAAUAAGUUCCAGUGUGGUGAUUCGUCCAAUAAUAAGUAUUCGGGUGUUGAUUUUUUUCGCAAAAUUUUGUACCCCGUUCCCCCGCCAAGGUGUUGUUAAGUUGGCAACGUCGCACGGAUGCUGUCUUCGCCUUCCCUCCUCCGCGGCCACAACGUGCAAUUGUUCCCCUUGAAUCGUCGCGCCUCGUUUAAACCUUUUACGGCUUUAUAGUUUCCAUUUCGUUGUUUUUGUUAUAUAUUUGGUAUUUAUUAUUAUUACCGGCGAUCGUACGCAUAUGUGUGUGUGUGUUUGUGUUUUCAAAUGUGAUAAUGGUCAUUUCGCUAUUUUGUCGCGAUAGCCCCCGCUGUUGCUACCGGUGAGUGAUCGGUGUGUGUUUCGUGUGUUACGAAGUGGUAUUUUCUUCGUCUACGAUAGUAAUUUUUGUGUGAUUGUUGUAUUUUCGUUUAGUUUUAUUCGACUAAAAAAUGAUGCGGUGUUGUGUUCGAUUCAACAAUGUUGCUGUGAUAACAACUUCAUCGUCGAGUGAAAAUCCGCAAGUCUCGACUGUGGAACUAAGAGUAUAAAAUAGAUCGGAAUAUGGUGGUGGGAAUGCAGCAUCAACAGCAACAACCGCAUGCUUCUCCGGCUACUGUAUUGGAAGAUGCAACAACUCCUUGCGUAGGUUCGCCUCCGGUAAAUACGCCGUCGACGGUGGAAAGCGUCAAUGGCGAUGUCAGCGACGGCGACGGAAGCGAGAAAAGCGCGACCAGCGCUGCCUCGGCUCCGGCUCCGGCCGUCGUUACGAGUUCAAUGGCUGUGCCGGUGAUGGCUAAUUCCACUUUGUAUACCACCAAUAAUCGAGUCAAGCUGAGAGAUGUAAAUCCGCAUUUGGUGUGUGUGCUGUGUCAUGGGUAUUUUGUCGACGCUACGUCUAUCGCCGAGUGCCUGCAUUCGUUUUGUCGGAGUUGUAUCAUCCUUCACCUCGGAGCGGAAAGUUGCUGUCCUAUAUGCAAAGUGCAAAUCAACAAUUCAAAGCCACAUCUUAGUCUAAAGCCGGAUAAAACGUUACAAGAUAUCGUCUAUAAAUUAGUUCCUGGUUUAUUUCACUACGAAAUGAAACGUCGUAAGCAGUUUUAUGAAAGUCACCCUGAUCGAGAUUUACAUUUACAUCCGGAAUUUCGCGGCAUCACUGUCGACCGAUUGGUAUACUCGCCUCAAGAUAACAUAUGUCUUUCAUUGAAAUAUUACGAUAAAUCUAAAGAAAAAGAAGAAUGGGAAACAGCCGGCUCCCAUCGAGUUAAUUACAAUAAAUUCAAGUCGUCGGCGAAUAAAAACAAUUUAGACGACGAUGAUGUUUUGCCUACGAAACACUUUUCGUGUCCGGCAACUGUACAUGUGAUGGAGUUGAAGAAGCUUAUCAGACUGAAAUAUAAUUUAGAAGACGAACAUAAGGUUGAAUUAUUCUACAGAAGGGAGUCUCUACCAGAUGAAUAUUCCUUGAUGGAUAUCGCCUAUAUUUACGCUUGGAAAAGAAAUUCGCCGAUGAGACUUUAUUACAAAAUAAAUAUCUUAACGACUGUCACGGAACCUGCGGAUAAAAUAGCGAUGGAUGCAGUCGAACAUGAUUCUAGUCAAUUGUCCCCUGCUUCAGAACAGGAGCAAGCUGUUCUCAAAAACGGCAACGAGUUAGAUGUCGAUGAAGACAAUAAGGUUGACCUAAUCAACGGUGAUACCGUCAAACGGCCCGGUACUCCUACAUCUCCCAGUGCCACUGCAUCAAAAGUAAAAGAAAAUAUUGCAGAAGGCUGCAAAGGAACUAGUACAAGCAUUAAUGGGACUGCAAGUGCUGAAAAACUUCCUCUGUUGAGUAAAAUUGUCAAUAUAAACUCGAGUAAUCCUUCAAUAUCAUCCAAAACUCCCAGUGCCAAGUCAUCUCCAGUAUCAACGAUGACAACGGGCAAAACCGCUUCUGCCAAAUAUAGAAAUACCACUGCUGAUAAGAAAGAAGCUAUUAGAUUGAAACUAAAAUCAACGGUGUCAAAUUUGAAACCAAUUUCUUCAGAAGCAAAGAAUCCAACUCCUAUUAGAUCAUAUCUGUCAAUAUCAUCCAUAUUGAGUGACUUUGAUAAACCUGAAGUUUCAAAGAAACAAUUGCCAAAACAUCCUCGUAAACCAUCCGAAGAUAGCAAUAAUGUCUCAAGUAACCUGGAAACACCGGAUAUGAAACCAUCUUUAGUACCAUUAACAUCAACUGAAUCAGUGCCAAAGACUACCUCUGCUACAACUACUAAUAAUUCUGCAAGUAAUCAUUCGAGUUUGGCACUUGAUGCAAAUUCUUUGAAACCCAUUGUUCCUGAAACAGUAGUAAACCAACCAGUUCCAUCAGUAGUUGCAAAGACUGAACCAAUGUCCAAUAUUGCAAAUGCUGGCAGAAAGACGCCUGUAGUGAUUGGUAGAAAAAAAUCGACAACAAAUAGUGGUUGUGUGAAAACCCUCAAUUCUUCAAUUACUCAUGCAAAUUCGACACCUGAUAAAAACUUGCUGAAGCCUAUCGUUGCUGAGCCAGUAGUAAGCCAACCAGUUUCAUCAGCAGUUGCAAAGACUGAUCCUGUGUCCAGUAUUGCAAAUACUGGCAAAAAUACACUGAUAAUGACUGUUAGAAGAAAAUCUAACCAGAGCGGUGUUCCAAUGGUGGUGGUAUCAGUACCGAAUGGUAGCAUAAAUGGUAGGAAAACUCCUGUGUCAUCUGGAAGAGCUCCAAGUCCUAGUGUAAAAAUCUCUGUACCUGUUGAAACUCCUAGCCCAAGGACAGAAGUUCCUGUGAAAAGUUCUGGUUCAAGUACCAAAAUAUCUGCUCAAAGCACCGCUAAUAAAGCUCUUGUGUCAGACCAGAAUUGUGAUGGAAAGACCACCGUGUCAGCUCCCGAUAAUGCUACAAUUCCAGUGUCAGCUGCAAAAAGUACCAGUGCAGAAACUGCCAUGUCAACUUCAUUGUCAUUGCCAAGUCCCAAUACCAAAGUACCUGAGUUGACGUCAGCAUCAUUGUCAAGUUUUGUAUCAUCAUCUUCAUCAUCCUCACCAAGUUCUGGUAUGAAGACAUUGCCGUUGACUUCAGUCUCUUCAUUGAAUUCUGAUAUGAAGACAUCAUCAACUUCUGUGAAUGUGUCAUCUACACCAAGUUCUGGUGUACAAACAUUGACAUCAACUUUAGCACCUGUGCCAAGCGCUGAAAUGAUAACCUCACCAUCGGCAUUGAAUUCUGAUGCAAAACCACCAACAUUGACUGCAGCAUCUGCACCAUGUUCUGAUGUAAAAAUACCUUUGUCUACUUCAGUACCUGCAACUGGCUCUGAUUUAAAAACAUCAACGGUGACUUCUGUGGCUACAUCAUGUUCUGGUGAUAAAACGCCAUUGCUGACUUCAUCAUCUUUGCCCAGUCAAGUGACUUCAGCAUCUUUAACAAGUCAUCAUACCAAAGUAUCAACAUCUACUUUGAUAUCCUCGCUAAAUGCUGGUACUAAAUCUUCAACGCAGACUUUGGCAUCCUCAUUUUCUAAGACGUCGGCAUCAACUUCUGUAUUUUCAUCAAGUUCUACUACUAAAACAUCUACAUCCACUUCAUCACCUGUACCCAGUCCUAGUAGAAAGGUACCAUCUCUAACUUCUGUAUCAAUGCCCAAUGUAAAUUCGAAGACUACUACAGUUCCAACUAUGACAACUGUAUCUUCGGCAAUUGGUAGCCAUUCGAAAACAUCAGCAGAAUUGUCAGCAGCUAAGGUGGUUAUUGGUUCAUCAUCAACUCCAGGCAUCAUUCCCUCUAAAGUGUCUGUCAAUUCAGUUGUGCCAGCACAAUCAAAAGUCACUUCAGCAACAGCUCCGACGCGAACAACCAUUAGCGGCAUCGCAACAUCCAAAUCUGCUCCAACCACGGUCACUUCAUCGAUGAAAUCUACGCCAAUAUUUACUUCAAUAUUGCCAAUGACGAAGAUGAAACCGCCUCCUCCUCUAGUAGCAACGUCGUCUAAGGUACCAAUUUCAUCUAACAAAACAAAUACUACUUCUUCAAUGGUUGCAACGACUAGUUUAGCUAAAUCGUUAUCAAUUCCUUCUUCGACUUCGAUUUCAUUAUCAACAAAGUCGCUCCCUCCGCCGCUUAUUACGCUUACAUCGACGUCAACCACAUCAACAUUGGUUACAUCCAAAGAGUUGGCCGCCUCACAAUACAUACCAGCCAACACGAAAAUACCUUCUUCUCUAGAGAUCUCAUUUACCAACUCCAAAGAAAUGUCCAAGCCAUCGCCAGUAAGCAGCUUACAAAAACUGGUUCAACAUAAUUUCACCAACAAUGCCCCUCUAGCCAACGGCACUCCUAAAAGUAAUCAUAUUAUCGGCAAGAAGUCUUCUUUGGAUGAUAAAGUAGGCGUUAAACGAGCUUUCAUUGAUGACAAGAAAUCCAAAGUAGAACCUGAGAUAAAGAUGAGCAGGCAGAGCAGUGAAACGUUAUCCGUUUCUACCAAUGCAGCUGCUCCCAAAAAGGUAUUCUCGCCUAACAUUCUACCUGAGGUAUCGAUCACUUUGAAUCCACAUCCGGAGCAGAACAAACGUAUUACUCCUGAGACAUCCUACGAUGUAUCCUGUUUCAAACCUAACGAUUCCGUCGCCAAUAAUAUCCCUCCGCUGACUCCUAUCAACGCUCCAAUGUGUAAAAACAUUCAAAAUUCUCCUAUAAAAAAUCUAAACAAGAAACUACCGAGCAACGGAGUUCGCAUCAUUAGAAAUUCUUCCUCAUCUAGCAACAUGGCGAAUAAGCUGAAACAUGGCUUAAAUUCAAUGGGAAAGCAAAAUGGCGAACCAGAGGUUAAAAAGCCCAUGCUAGAAAACGGCUCCCAACAUAACGGUGCCUUUGAAUCGAUGAAUGGUAAACAGAAGUCAUAUUCUCCGGCGGAAUCUGCUUCAAGCCCUUCGAAAUCGACUGAAACUAAGACUCCUUCGCCAACGUCCGUCAGAAAGGAAGCCAGACAUCAAGGUAUACCUAAGCUAAUCGAUAUCAACGCUGCUCAGUAUUCGAAACUAAUCACUCAAGAUGCUAAAGCGAGAUUGCAAUUCUUGAAAAACACCUUGUAUGUAAAUCCGUCAGCUGAACCAGCAGCGAAUUCGGAUAACGUUCUAGAUCUAUCAUCGCCAUCUUCCAGUAAAAGUCCAUCUUCAGAUAAAUCUGAACCAUCACCGGAGAAACGAAAGCUUAUACCUUCUGUGCCACCUCACAUGAUACCUGUAACGAUGGCUAAAAACGAUACCAAAUCUUCUGCAACCAAAACAUCGCCAACGUUAUCGAAAAUCGAACGGAAACCGUCUCCCAUCGCUAAGCUAGACAAGUCUCCGGCUCGUAAAGCCGAUUUUCGACUAGAUAACGGAUCGCCAUCGACCCCGAUAUCCCGAUCGCCGCAUUCGCCGAUGUUCCCCAAAAAUCCCUCGCCUAUGGGACCGUUACACUUGAGCCCACCUUUGAAUCCAGCUCUUGCGAUGAAUUUUCUUCAUCCGCAGCAGUACAGUCGGGAAUUGAUGUGGUUGAUGGAUGCUAUCCAAAAUGGUCAGUUACCAUCGCAUCCACUGAUGCAUCAAAGUCUUAAACCGCCUGCGCCGACGUCCGAGGCUGCGUUUCAUGUUAAAAAAUAGUUAUUUGUUCUUCACCCGUCCCUCCAUCUUGUAAUAUCAAAUGGUGUUGAUCAGUGAACCCAGUUGUUUUGUUUAAUACGCUUAAAAUUACAUUUUUUCUUUCUUUCGUUUUGUUUGCAAUUAGUUAUCGUGUAAGUAGUCGAAUAGAUACGUAUGUGUGUAAGGUGCUUUUUCUUCGGUAUACCUAUAAAACUUGUAUUUUGUUGGUGUUGAAAAUUUCAAGUCUGUCAUGAUGUAUACGAUGAGCCUAUGUGCUUGUGUAAAUCAAUUUUGAAGUUAUUUCUCUAUGUGGAUUAGGUUUUUUAGACGUGACUUUUUUAUUAUUUUUUUCUUAUUGAGUAUCAAUCAAGUAUACCUACCCACGUAUUUUAUGAUGGUUUACUGAAUGUGAUAUUAUUUUGGUACGCGAAUCGAACGACCUUAAUUUUUUUUCAUUUCUUUCACAAUCAAAAUAUUCAAAGGACUGAUUUUUUCUGAAAAUGAAUUUUUCGUUCCCGACCAACUAAGUAUGACGGUUUAUUAUUCGUAUUUUGAUUUCGUGUGUUACAAUAAAUAUGCAAACCGGCACGGAAAAAAAAAAGUAUAGGUAAUUUUUAUUAUUUUAGCACAAUAACCGGAUCCCAUUCGAAAAUACAGUAGAAUUUAUUUUAGAACUUGGUAUUUUCAACUGGUCACACAAAAUUAUUUUUAAUGUGAUGGCAUGGUAAAAAUUAUUCCUCCAUAAUGACUUUUACUGUACCAUGAUAGUAAAAAUUACACGAACCAAUAAUGUAAAAAUUAAUGUGUGGUGAAGAAAGAAAUACUCCACUUGAAGUAAUUUUUACUAUUUGAAAAGUAAAAAUUAUUCUAUCGUAAUAAUUUUUACUAUAUUUCAAUAGUAAAAAUUACUCGAACCAAUUGUGUAAAGAUUAUUAGGCGUUUAAGUAAAAAAUGCUCGUUUUGAGAUAAUUUUUACUGUUUGAGAAAUAAAAAGUACUUGUGGUGAGGUAAUUUUUACUUUUGAGCAAUGAUAUCAAUUUUCAAAAUGAAAUUUUAAAAAAUUAAAAUAAAGGGGAAGGGAUGUGCAAUUUUGAAUUUUUAUUGCACUGUUGGAUUCUACUUGAUGUGGAGGAUUUUUGACAAUUUUAAUCCCUAACGAAAAUUUCCUAACCUAAUGACCUAACGGGGAAUCGAACCUGGUACCCUACGGUUUCCUAACUACCUAACUUGACUACUCGGCCAUGACCACGCUACUUAUGAACGAGGAUUAAAAGAACAUAUUAGUUUGCAAACGCGUGGUGCUAUUUCAAAUCACAUUACUUACUAUUUAUUGCGUGCAGUUUGAUUUGAUAGCGCUUUUUCACAUGUUUGUGUGUGUACUUUCUAUGUUGCUGGUAUACCUAUCAUACUCAUAGAUUUGCCAUUUGGUGUUUGAUUGAUUCAAAUAUUUAUAUAAUACAUACGUAAUUUCUGUUUUAUUUCAUAACAUUCCAGUGUACAGACUAAUUUUAUUGUUUAAAAGCUUGUGUUGGGAAUUCAAGGUUUUUAUCAAAGUAGAUCGUAUAUUUUGUUUUCGCAAUUUGAAAAAGUUGUUCAACAAAUGUUGAAUUAAACUGAAGUUGAACCUGCUUAAAGAGAAAUAAGAAUCAGAAACAUAGCGACAGAUUUCGAAUUAUUCUUGUUUACAUUUUUACAAAAUAUCUACGAAGGAUGUAUGACGAAGUAUAAGUAACAAACUACAUAAUACUAGUCUGAGCAAAAAAAAUUUGUGAAAAAAUUGCAUAUGUAGGUAUAAUUUCAUUGGUUGACAAAUCGUUUAAAAUUCAAUUUGGCCGCAGUCAACUAUUUUUAAACUCAAAAGUUGGAGUUUUCUAAUCGUAUUUGCGUAAUAAUAAGAUUGCUACUCGUAAAUAAAUCAACAACAAAAUCGCGUCGAAUCGUUAAUAUCGAAAAUAUUUUUUGAAAAGGGGGAAAAAAUAGAAAAAAAAAAGGCAAAUACCUAUUCUAACAGUUAGAUUAGAAAUUUAAUAGUUGAAGGAAUUUGAAACAAAACUAAUUAAAUUUUAUUUUUGGAUGGGAAUUCAAUCACAUUAAAAAAAAAGUUGAAUAAUUUUGCGAGUUGAAUUCUAAAAAGAAAAAUAAUAAUUCAAUGCAAAAUAAUUUUGAAAAUACGUUAUAUUUUCAAAUAUUUUAAACCAGAUUAAGCAGGAAAACAAAAACUUUGAAACGGAAUCCCAAUUCAAUCUAAACUUUUUUGAUCUAUAAGUAUAGGCUAUGCUGAUCUUGAAACAAUAAAAUUGAUUCUUUUCAGAAUUCUGAACAAAACGCUUACAAGGAAAAUAAAAAAGGUCAAUUUCAAAAUGUCAAAAAAUUCCAACCUUUAAUUGGAUUUCAAAAAAAUGGAUACUUGGGUCUAAGUAAAAACAGAUGUUUCAAAAUUUAAUUUAAAAAAAAAAAAAAAAAAAAAAAAAUAA
Messenger RNA from Planococcus citri (citrus mealybug), 8541 nucleotides. RefSeq names its product mucin-2-like. Gene Ontology annotation, biological process: negative regulation of transcription by RNA polymerase II. Gene Ontology annotation, molecular function: metal ion binding; promoter-specific chromatin binding. Gene Ontology annotation, cellular component: PRC1 complex. The record is from RefSeq and is a predicted model, not a curated record. The transcript has 9 exons. Lineage: Eukaryota; Metazoa; Arthropoda; Insecta; Hemiptera; Pseudococcidae. The coding region runs from base 1010 to 6088 and encodes 1692 amino acids.